Messenger RNA from Diabrotica virgifera virgifera (western corn rootworm), 1603 nucleotides. RefSeq names its product glycerate kinase. The coding region runs from base 25 to 1545 and encodes 506 amino acids. NCBI's taxonomy places the organism in Eukaryota, Metazoa, Arthropoda, Insecta, Coleoptera, Chrysomelidae. Gene Ontology annotation, cellular component: cytoplasm. Gene Ontology annotation, biological process: protein phosphorylation. The transcript is spliced from 6 exons. Gene Ontology annotation, molecular function: glycerate kinase activity. The record is from RefSeq and is a predicted model, not a curated record.
UAUCAGUAACAAAAUUAAUAAGUGAUGCUUCUCCGAACUUUAUCUAGCACGUGCUCGAGUUCAAACACAAAUAUAGUGAAAGUGUUUAAUAGAGUUAUGUCCAACGAUGCAGUUCUUCGUGAUAUCUUUAUUAAAUCCGUGCAAUCAGUACAACCGGAAUAUUUGAUACAAAAUGAAGUAAAUGUGCAUCAGCGCACUCUAACGGUGAGAGGUGAAAGUUAUAAUUUAAAACGAGCCUGCUAUGUGGUAGGAUUCGGUAAAGCUGUGUAUGGAAUGGCUUCUGAAUUGGAGCGCAUUUUGGGAAGUAACCUACAGAGGGGGGUUGUGAAUGUGCCAGUAGGCAUAUUUGAAAAAUAUGAAAGAGCAAUAGGGUGGAAGAUUGAAUAUGUUGAGGGUGCCAAGAAUAAUCUACCUGACGAAAUGGCCUUAAAGGGCGCCGAGAUGAUUAAGGAAUUGGCCGAGAAGUUGAACGAAGAUGAUUUAUUGAUUGUACUCGUAUCAGGUGGCGGUUCUGCUCUUCUGCCUCUUCCUGUUCCUCCAAUAACUCUGAAACAAAAACAAAAUCUAGUUAAGGACUUGGCGAAAAGAGGAGCCGAUAUCAACGAACUGAACUGCGUCCGCAAAAAAAUCUCUAUUGUGAAAGGAGGAGGCUUGGCGGAAUUGGCCUAUCCAUGUCGCAUUAUUUGUUUCGUGCUAUCCGAUAUUAUUGGGGACCCAUUAGAUUUUAUAGCCAGCGGCCCAACAAUGCCGAACACGGAUCCGUCAGAGAUGGCUGCCACCAUUCUCAAGAAAUACCGGCUAGAUGGCGAAAUUCCAACGUCGAUAAAAAGUGUGAUCGAAACAACCGAGAAAAGAGACGAGAAAAGAUGUCCGGUAACAAAUGGGGAAUACGAGCACGUCAAGACGUACGUGAUAGGUAAUAACAAAAUAGCAGCCGAAGCCGCGAAACAUGAAGCAAUAAACAAGGGCUUUCAAUCAGCCAUCAUUUCGACACAAAUCGAGGGAGAUGUGGGCCAAAUUAGCAAGAUUUAUGCCGAGUUUGCACGCAACAUCGCUUCCGUAAUUAGCGAUCUCGGGAACAAGGACAAUCUCCAAGUUUUUCUACGAACUUUUUCAAAGGGUUUGCGUGCUGAAGAGGGAUUCAUCCAGGAAGUUCUGGAUAUGGAUUAUACCAAAGGAGUUUGUUUUGUGUUUGCAGGAGAGCCGACAGUCGUAGUAAAGGGAACGGGAAAAGGAGGAAGAAACCAACAAUUAGCCCUGGCCUUCUCGAUGGAAGUUAAUAAGCUGGAUAUAAAAGGGGCUGAUAUUUCAUUUCUAAGUUGCGGAACAGAUGGUAUAGAUGGUCCGACAGAUGCCGCCGGAGCCAUAGCAAUUAGUGAUUUUAUGAAACACACGCAGAAUAUUAAUCCGGAGUUAUAUCUGGAAAAUAAUGACGCUUACGGCUUUUACGAGACAUAUAAUGGUGGUCAGAACUUGGUAAAAAUAGGCCAUACCGGAACUAAUGUUAUGGAUAUUCACCUCAUGAUUAUCGAGCCGAAAAUAUAAAGAUAAUAAAAAUGUAAAGAAAUAUGAUAGAUUUUUAAUAAAGAUAGUAACGUUUGGA